Molecule: messenger RNA, 913 nt
Organism: Plasmodium reichenowi
Lineage: Eukaryota; Apicomplexa; Aconoidasida; Haemosporida; Plasmodiidae
Exons: 1
Source: RefSeq, a predicted model, not a curated record
AUGAGUAAUAUAAUUUUAGAAAAAAAAGAACAUUAUAAAAAUUUUAAGAAAUUCAAAAAGGUCGUAAAGAAGAAUGCAAAUGAUAAAACUGAAAACGUUUAUUCAAAGAAUGGGUAUAAGUCAAAGGAUAAUAUAAAUUUAGUUAACCAUGUUAGCAAUAGGAAAAAAAAUAAUAUGAUGGGUAAAAUAAACAAAACAUUUUCAACAAAAAUUUAUAUUAAUAAAAACGGUAUUUCUAACAAUGAAAACGGAAAUAAUGAAUUAAUUAAAUAUGCUACUGAUAUUAUAUCUUUAUUUAAUAAUAAUAAAAAGGAAGUAAGAAACGAAAGUGACAACAAUUUCAAUAUAGGUUAUAUAAAUGAUGAAGAAAUUAGAUGUUUGUCAAAUAAGAAUAUAAAGAACACAUCUGAAACAUUAAAUUCUUUCAAUGAAUCCAAACAGAUAAACUCCUUUGAAUUUUCUUUGGAAAUAAAUAAUGAAAGUAAUUAUCAUUUAUCAAAACAUGUAAAAGAAUUAAUAAAUUAUACCAGUAACUCUGAGACAUAUUUUAGUGACAGAGAAUUUAUUUCUGAAAAUAAUAAAAGUAAUAAUAAAUCAAAUGAAAGUACGAAAAAGAAGAAAACGACAAAGUUCAAUGAAGCGUGUGAAAACAAAAAAUAUAAAACGAAAAAAAAAAAUAUAAUUAUCGAUUAUAAUCCAGAUAUUAUAUAUAAAAAUUUAGAUAAUUUAAAAACAUUGUACCAAGGAGUGCAUGAUUCCACAUCUUUCUGUAUGACGAAAUUGAUGAAUAGUAGAAUACAUGUUGAGAAAAAUAUAGCAAAAUAUGAUGAUAUUUUAUCAGAACAUAGCGAGAAUAUAUUUAACAAAUUUGAUAUUUUCAUUGAAGAAGAUGUGAAGGAUGUUCAUGAACCUA